UAUACACCUACCAUAGCUGGCAACGGGCCUUUAAAAAAUAUAGUAUACGCUAAAUGACUUUUUGCCAAACUCCUACAGGCGAUGAGAUCACUUUGAAACACACGACGUUUUUUUCUGCGUAGAUAAGUGGGUGGCAGCACUUGCAAAAGUGGAUGAAAAGUCGAUUGAGCUUAAGAGCGUAUGGCAAAAGAAAGAACGGUGGAAUAAGUGACCCCCAGGGUAUGACAGAGCCAAUUGGAUAUACCAUGUACUGACUAAAACGGAAACUAGACCGUGUACUAUUGCGUGACUGCCUGUGAAAAUUGGCUUACCUGAGUGCAAUGUGGGAAUUUUUCUACCCCUCUUUUUAUAGCUCUUGUUCCACACCUCUUUCAUCCUUUUUUCUUUUUGACCAUGUCUGUCUUAGCUCAAGCUACUCACCAUAGCUCACCUGGCAAAGGUUCUAUCGUCUGCCACAAUUAUGGAAGCAAAACAAAGUUUUCAAGGAUAACCGCGCAAUAUCCACUCAAAUUCGUACCUUCAAAGGGACAUCAUGAAAAGAUCGCAGUAGCCCAUAUGUUGAGCAACGGCACCACUUCUGGAGAUCAUUUGGACAUCAACGUCGAACUUCAAGAGAAUACCAAUUUGUUGCUACUGACAAGGGGAAGCAAUAAACCUAGUGGAUGUACUAGCACUGCUGCACCUCCACCAUCUCCACCACUGGAUGCCACAGAGGCAAAUGAUGCCGAUAUUGAAACUUUCAAUCUCAAAGGUUCAUCACAAACUAUCAAGGCAACUCUCACCCCCACAUCAACCCUUAUUGUCUUGCCCUCAGCCACUCAUUUCAGAGAUGCUUCUCAUUUUUCCCAUCAAUCCUAUUACUUACAAAGCGAAGGCCGAGCCACGUCACAACUGGUUUUACUUGAUUGGCGGACGGCCAUUUCAAGAGAUGAUAUGUGGCAUUCAAGCCAACUGGAUAUCUUUAUGGACCACACUCCUAUAGUACGAGACAACAUGUUGAUUACAGACCCACUUCCAGGAAGCAGAGGGCCUCAAUGCUUUGCCACUUUGAUCGUCAUCGCUAGCCCAGAUGCGACUGACUCCUUGCAAGCUGGUGUUACCGCCAUUCGUGCUCUCCCAAAUACGAAUGAUCCCCGUUUGCGGUGGAACAUGCAGCCUAUUCCAAAUGGUGUUCUAGUUCGCAUUGCUGGGGCUUCCACCGAUGGAGUUCGAGAUUUUGUCAAGUCUGUCUGUCUCAAAGGCCAUAUUGAGAGCAUCAUUGGCCACGGACUUUUUGAUAGCAUUCUUUCAUGAUGUACAUACUUUUUAUUAUGAACUUUUUUCUCUCUUUCUUUUCUUAACCAACUGCACGCGCAUCGUAUAUUCUUUAUAAUUUAUACGGUCUUUCCUAAAUCACACAUAUCCAAACAACAACAAUGCACUUAUUUUUUUCUCUGAAUUCUAUCCCCAAAACUUAUUUUUUGAAGUCCCGAACCACAAGGAUGGCCGGAGGUAAAAAGAAAAUUGCACCAAUGAGUAGUAGUACCUUGCAAUAAAUAUAUUUUCCCUCACUCACGAAGGCAGA
Umbelopsis ramanniana AG is the source of this 1564-nucleotide messenger RNA. RefSeq lists its product as uncharacterized. Lineage: Eukaryota; Fungi; Mucoromycota; Umbelopsidomycetes; Umbelopsidales; Umbelopsidaceae. The transcript has a single exon. The coding region runs from base 394 to 1293 and encodes 299 amino acids. The record is from RefSeq and is a predicted model, not a curated record. Gene Ontology annotation, molecular function: nickel cation binding.